This is a messenger RNA of Adineta ricciae, 1416 nucleotides long. NCBI's taxonomy places the organism in Eukaryota, Metazoa, Rotifera, Eurotatoria, Adinetida, Adinetidae. The record is from the annotation of a GenBank genome assembly.
AUGUCGGCAACUGCAUCAUUCGAAUGUAACGCUGAGAAAAAAGCGAUUGACCGUAUCCGAUCAGUCAGCAAUGAAGAACGAGCUCAAUUCAUAGUCGAUGUGUUUAGCAAAUUUUUCGAGAAGGAGAUUAGUACGAAUCCGACGGCGUUUGCUGGUCGAUUUCGUAAGAUGAGUUCAACGGCCUUCAAUUUCUAUCGCGGUUCCGCCCUUCUGUUCUACCAAGAUCUAAAAGUCGAUCAUGACCAAUGGAUUCAAACAAACAAAGCAGCCGGCAACAUUUUCAUUCAUGGUGAUCUACAUGCUGAAAAUUUCGGAACAUACUUGGACAAUCACGGUGUGCUGAAUUUCGACGUGAACGACUUCGAUGAAGGUUAUUGUGGGCCGUUUACAUGGGAUGUCAAACGUUUAGUAGCAUCGCUGUUUCUAAUUUGUCAUAGUAAAGGUUUUUCCGACAAUGAAAUUCGGGAUGUUCUACGCGCGUAUGUCAGCGCAUAUUUGAAAAAAGUUUAUGACUUCUACAAAAAAUCGAACGAUCAAUUUUCGUUGACCUUGAGAAACACGACCGGAAAAGUGAAGAAACUGCUGAGCGAAGCUCGGAUGAAAUGCCAUGUUGCUCAUUUGGAUGAAAUGACAGUUAUUGAAAACUACGAUCGCAGGUUCAAGCGUUCAAAAACGAAUAAAGAUGUCGACGAUCAAACGCGAGCGGAUAUUCUCAAAGCUUUUCAAGAGUAUGUCAAAUCAAUUCCUGAAGCGAAACGAAAUCAUGAUCACGAAGGACGAGAAGAUUAUCGAAUCAAAGAUAUCAUUGCUCGUUUGUCACCUGGUGUGGGAUCAGCUGGCAAAGUGUCUUACUCGAUUUUAGUCGAAGGUCCAUCAGAAACACUUGAAAAUGAUGUCGUUCUUUACAUGAAACCUGCACAAAAAUCAGCGAUUAGUUUCGUGAUCAAAAAUCCGGAUCUAGAAAAGUAUUUCAAUCAUGAUGGUCUGCGAACUGUUCUCUGUUCAUAUGCAAUGCAGGCAGCUACACCAAAAUGGUUAGGUUAUACAACAUUCCGAUCGAUUCCUUGUUUAGUUGAUGAAGUCAGUGCACAUGCCGAAGAUUUAGAUUGGUCCGAUAUCAACCAGUUCAAUGAUAUCAUCGAAGUUGUCGAAUAUUUAGGGCAAGCGACAGCUAAAAUUCACUGUGUUGCUGACGCCGAUUGUAUCAACACGCCGAAAAGUGUUGCCUGUUUACCAUUUUCGAUCAUUCCACAACAUACAGAGAAAACUAUUCGUGAUGCUAUUCGAGGACGUGAUAAUGAGUUUAUUGACGAAAUGGUCGAGUUCGGAAUGGUCUAUGGAGUUUUAGUUCAACGUGAUCAUAAAUUAUUCUUCGAUAUCAUACGCAACAAACAAUUCCCUGGAAUUAGCGAUUAG